Molecule: messenger RNA, 3735 nt
Organism: Amphimedon queenslandica
Lineage: Eukaryota; Metazoa; Porifera; Demospongiae; Haplosclerida; Niphatidae
Exons: 23
Coding region: 240-3521 (1093 amino acids)
Biological process (GO): vesicle-mediated transport
Cellular component (GO): cytoplasm
Molecular function (GO): kinesin binding; MAP kinase scaffold activity; JUN kinase binding
Source: RefSeq, a predicted model, not a curated record
UUGAUCAGCCACGCCUUCUUGCUGCAAAAGCCAAAAGGAGAAAGAGGCAAAGAAUAAAGACGCUAUUAAAAGAGGAGAGGGCUCUAUAGGGAAAGGAUUGGACCGUCCCCGCCUGUAGGAUCAUACCUCCACUGCUGUAGACUGUAGCGGUUGAGGCGGGAAGGUGGAUAGAUAUUAAUUUCUUUCUCUUUAUUUUAAAGUUUAUUAAGCAACAGCUCCUUCAUUCAUUACUAUUAUUAAUGGCUAAUUCUAAGGAGGAGAUUUUUGAAAGUUCCGUCAAUAGCUCUGGAGACCCAGUCAAAUGGGCGGAGUCUCUUUUCGAACAGAUGCAGAGUACCAUGCAGUUCUUACUACAGAAAUAUCAAAUACAGGAGAUUGAUCUGAGGAGUAUGCUGAAUGUGAUUGGUCAGUUAUGGGAACUGGUGGAGGAGACUCAGACCUCGUCCGAGAAUACAAGGGACCAACUGAGGGAGCUUGAGGAGAAAUGGAAAGAGGAAAAAGGAAUAAGGAGACUAGUGGAAAAGAGGAAGUCAGAGCUUGAGAGUCGGUUUGACGAGGAGAGGUAUCAGUGGCAGGGGGAGAAGCAGGAGCUACAGAAAGAGAAGGUUUUAUUGGAAACCAAGAACAAGCACCUCAUGGAAAGAAAUGAGGAUUUGCUUGAGGACAUUAAAAAGCAAAGAGAUCAGUUUGACGAUAACCAAAGAAUGAGAGACGAAUUAAUGGAUCAGUAUAAGAAGCAGUACGAAAUAGCCAGGACGUCAUCACUAAGACGGACUAAAAAAUCUAAAAAUCCCAGGUCCCUACCCGGUGUCCCAGGGGGUCCAGCUGAAUACAGCAACCCAUCAAGACGGCAAAUGCCAGUGCCAGUCCACGCCCACUCUAAUCAAAGCCACGCCCCCAAUUACUAUCAGUCUACCAUUCCUGAAGGGGUACAAGGUCACGGUAUGUCUAGUUUGAGUCCCAAACGUACUAAAGAUCCAAAGAACCUUGUCUCACUAAGAGGUGAGAUGGAGUAUCAAUCAAUGGAGGAUGAAACUGAAUCCAAUAAUGAACCACCAGCUACAGAAGAUUAUGAGUCAAUGCUUCCUCCUGGCUAUCAUGUCACACUCCAGCAAGAGCUUCUCAAUGUCAGUCCUGAUAUUUUGGCUCCGGCAGCUGCUGAACUUGAGGUCUUGAGGAAAGAGCUUGAAGAGACUAAGAAAUCAAACGAUCACUUGAAAUCGCGUUUGGAAUCAGUGAGAUUAGAGAAAGAGGAUAUUGAAGGUGACUGUGCUCAAGUUGCUUUGGAGGUUGGGUAUUACAAAAAAGAAAUGCAAGAACUGCAGGAGCAACUAGCACUGUUAAGAGCUGAACGUGAUGAGAUAUUAGAGUGUUAUCUUGAUCAGCCUUUCGAUGUUUAUUGUGUAACAAAGAAGGAGCUUCAUGAGGUGUUAAAGAAACUCCACGAAACACAAUUAGAAGUUCAUAGACAAAAUGAAGAGAAGCAAACUCUUAGGAUGCAGCUGGAGAAAGGUCGUAAGAAAGGAGGAUGGAAGAGGUUUGCUGAGAAGUUUAGAAAUGUUUUUCAUCGUCAUGACAAUUCAAAUAAAGUCGAACCGAUAAUAAAUCACGUAGAAGAAACAUACACUAGUCUUUCUGUUCCAUCUGAGGCCCCAUUCUCCCCUCAUGAUCCAAGCUAUAUAAAGUCCCUCCCUGACUUCGAGCUCAGUAAAGGUUGGCUAGUCCCUAAGGAUGGCCUCCCUACUUUGGCCUCCCUCCCUUCUCUCUACUGUCAGAUUACACUCAAGGAGUAUCACGUGACUGAAAAGAUAAAUUGUAUGGCUGUUGGUUGUGUGUCUCAUUCUGUGAGUCUCUCUCCUUCAAGAAAGAGGUUAAACUUGUUACCAUUAGCAGCUCGUACCAUGAGGGGUAGAUUGUCUGCUCAAGUUUGGGUUGCUUCCUCUGAAGGACCAGCUAGCUUCAUAGAAAUAAUUGAUGUAUUAGCGAAGAGAGUGGUGGAUCGGUUCCUAGUCAAGGGUACACAGGUCAUUGGUAUGGUGGCGGUCCACGGUCGCCUCUCUCCCUCUAGAACCUCCUCCCCUACUCCUCUAACACCCUCCAAAGACUCCGGCGACCUUUUCAAAGACAACUACCAUCCUCACUGGUUCUCAUCAUCACCUAAUCCUUCAAACGAUACCCCAACCAAGCAAACUCCACCCUUAUACGAAGUACCGGCCGAUCAUCUUCUAAGCUCGGGGUCGUCAAAAGAGGGGGGUGUGGUCGAUCAGCCCCAUCCAUUGGAGAGCAGUGAUACUGGAGAUGAAGAGCAAGAUGGAGGUAGAUUAGUAGGUGGGGAUAUGGUGACUUAUAGCACUCCUAAGAGAGAUGAUGAUCACAGUGUUCUCUCCUACGGGUCCAAUAACUAUACACUUGGGAAGGAGGAUAUUAGUAAGAUUGAGAAUACCUUCAUGUGGGUCAUCUCUGAUACUGAAACCCUCAAUAUAUACCCAGUACAGGAUCAGUGCAGUAAACCAGUGAGGUCUAUUACACUCCCUUCAAUGCCUUCUUGCAUUAAGCACUUUGAUAACAUGGUAUGCAUUGGACUGACCAAUUCAAAACUGUUAGUGUAUCAUUUUGAAACAAUUACUUCUGAUGGCAGUUGGGACACUGAUAAUCACACUGAUGUUGAGUUGCCUCUCCUUAAUCCGGAAAAGCCUCAACCGGUUUAUUCCGUUGAGCUGGUUGGUAAUAAGCUAUGGGUCACCACAGGCAGUUUUAUAUCUUUGUUGAAUGCAGAGACUCUGGAGAGAGAAGGCAUGAGGUUUCUUGAUACAAUUGAUAACAUUCCUAACCACCUGGUCCAUGUUCAAGAUGUGGUCAUAGCGACUGUUCUCCAGGGACCCUAUUUAUACGUAUUAGACACCCUGAGGGCUGAGGUGGUUAAGAAGAUAGACAUAUCAGCAACCUUUGUACUUCUUGACAACAUAAUGAGUUUCAGCGACAUCCACAUAUCCCAACUCACCAAAGACUCGACUAACCUCUACAUGGGGACGUCCCUAGGCAAAGUGGUUACGAUCCCUCUCUCCUUCUUUGACAGCUUCAGAGAAAACAGGGUCCCUUCUUCCCCUGUCACGAGCUACCCACCGGAAGCAGAAGGAGCUGGGAUAUUAUUCAGGACAAGUGCAGUUGCUGUUCAUGCUCAUAGAGAAAGCCCAAUACAAGGACUCAUUCAUAUAUCACUACCUGAAGGAGCAGCAUUAGGUGCUCUUUCAUCCUCAACUCAAAAUUUGAUGUCAAGUGCUUUAUCGACCACUUCAAAUUCUAACCUGAUAGAAUCCCCACCUCUUAAUAGGAGUAGUGCUAAACGUGGCCGUGUUUAUCAAUCUCUGUUGGUCACUGGUGGGAAGGGACAUAAGGAUUAUAUAGUAGAUCAGGACGAGUUUCAAGAAAGCACUGCUAUUAGGGAGAGGAAUGAUGCUUUCCAGUUAAUGAUAUGGGGAUAUGAUGCUCAAUCUGCUAAUGAAAGUGAUUCAGUUCAAUAAAUAAUACAAUUAUAUUUCAUUCUCUCUUUCUCGUGCUAUUUUUUGUGUGUUUAUAGUGUGCUCAGUUAUUAUUAAAGUUUGUUAUUUUUGAUUGGGUUGUUAAUUAAUGGCAGGAUUAUUAUAUUAUAAUUUUACUAUUAUUUUAUUUUCAAAUUUUAUUUUUUUCUGAGAUAAUAAAACUUUAAUUUGAAUGGUGUAUUAUUUUUUAAUUCGA